AGCCAUUUUUGGUCUGAAAAUUGUUCAAACUUCCAGGAUACUUAUCCCCUAUUUAUUUUUCUUUCAAUAUAGACAUAGAAUGUGUAGUAAUUAGUGGUCAAGAAUCUACGCCCAGAACUAAAUCAAUCUUGGAUGACAUGCUGUCGAUCUGUGAAACCUCCUCUAACUGCCCUUUUGAGAUUAGGACAUAUUUUUGGCAAUAAAAAGCAGUAGUUAUAAACCUAGUUGUUUGCCAAAACAGGGAAAACUCCAAACCAACAUUAAAAACCAUGUCUACGUCUAUCUCACCAGCCAUUUAGAUUGAAACACAUGAUUUUCUAAACCCUUCCCCUCUCUGCACUUUUUCACUUCGGGCCCUUAAAGAAUUUCUGACUGCUAAGAUGAGAGGAAAAUCUUGUUCAUCGGAAUCCCAAAACGGUGCGCCCCAUCUGUCGGGUGCUUACAUUCGCACCCUUGUGAAACAAUUAACCUCGUCAAGAUCAGCCAAAGAUUUGUCGGAUUCCAGUGAAAAUUCGGAGGGGGGAGGGAGGAGUACUUCGGGCCCUGCUGAUGGAGUUUCUGAUAAACAGGGAAAAUUAACCCGUCAGCCCAAGAAACAGGUGAGAAGAAGGGCUCACACCAGCCGGCCUUACCAAGACAGCCUGCUGAAUAUGGCCGAAGCCCGGAGAGAAAUUGUCACCGCGCUUAAACUUCAUAGAGCGGCAAUGAAACAGGCCCGUGAAAAACAGCAGCUGGAACAGGUAAAGGAAUCAGGGCUCGUAGUUCCCCCUGUCGGGCCGGCUUCGUCUCAUCAGUCCAGGAGAAACCCUAGAAUUUAUGCUUCGAAUUCUUCCAGUUCUUCUGAUAAUUUCCCGGUCAAUUAUGCAGGAGACGGUCUCGCAUACCCACCGGGCUUUUAUUCUCCUUAUCCUUGGCCCGUUUCUCCAAUUGCACCACCCCAACUUGUCCAAGAAACCCUCAAUCUUCAACUCCCCAGCCAAACACUAGGCCUGAAUCUUAAUCUUCAGGAUUUUGAAAACUUGGACACCACCGCUUUUCACUGCAGCACCAACCCUUCAUCAAAUUUCUCAUCCUCAUCCCCAUCAACCUCCUCCUCUCCUGCUCUUUCAGCUGCCACCGAGGAAAUUCCACACACCCUGCAGGCCCGAACUUGGAUGGCAGAAAACAGGGAUUCGGGCUUGCAUUUUGGCGAUCAGUGGAAUGACGGUGUGAAUUCAGAAGAGUACUGGUUCAAGUUCUUGAAUUCCAUGGAAAUCGGGCCCGAAGAGCAGAAAGAUGAGGAUCUUGUCAGCUCUCCCUUUGAUGAGGUGAUGGAAUUCCCAGCCUGGCUCAACGCAAACGAGAGUUUCUCACAGCAUGUGAAUGAUUUUUGUUCUGAUGACUCCUUUCAAGAUUUAGCUCUGCCAUGCAUGGACAUCCAGGAAAUUGAAGGCAUGGAUGCAGACUGGUUAGCCUGAGAAAGAUUGAAUCAUUAUUAUUAUUAUUAUUAUUUUCUCUCUUGAAAUUAGAAAAACUUGGUUGAAUGGGUAAACAGGCAACCCAAUAAGCAUUAGAUGAGGAAUUAUUACAUCCUCUUUCCCAAUUUUUUUUUUUUCCAUUUUAUUGAACAUCCAUGUUUUGUCUAGUCACGCCCUCGUUUUAUUAUUAUUAGGGAUAACUGAAUCGAUACUUUUUGAGGUUAAAUCUAAUUAUAUAAAUAUAUUUUAUUUUUUAUAAAGUUAUAAGUAUACUUUAUGAAAGGAGUGGUAGUAUAUACAUUUUAUGGAUGUUUGUGAAAAAUUUUGACACCGAAUAAGAGGUGUAUUGUAAUUAUAAAGGGAAAUAUAUAAUACUUUUAAUAGAAAAUAUCACGUAUUUACAUUUUAGUUACGAAUUCUCAUUUUUUAUCGCAUAAUAUUUACAAAUUUGGACCUUUGAUCCCCUGCAUUUAAUGAUCCCAUGGUCGUAUUCAUUAAAUAUUUAAUGAUUAUGCCAUCGAAAAUAUUUUUCUUUUAAAUUAUAAAAUCAAAGUGAAAAUUCCAUAACCAGUCGGACCAGAAAUAAAAACAUCCAAAAUUAGGAGACUAAUAUGGUCUUUAUAAGUGAAACACAGUAACUCCAUUCCACAAAUAGUUGUUACAUAUUCGCAACAGCCCAUCUCACCACUUAUUAUUACAACAAAACACCAGCAUUCAUCAACACAUUUUCAACCCUCUCCAUGCAACACUCCAAGUACUUUUUCAGGGUUCAUCCAUGCAUUGUUUCACCAUCAUGAUCAUACUCCUCAUCCCAUUCAAUCUCAGCGACAUGAUACACCGCAUCAUCAACAACCAUGCGCAGAUCAUCAAGCUUCCUCAUAAGCAUCGACGCCACGAUCCCAUCAACAUUCCCAAGUGACUUGCCGCACAUAUUCUCCAAUUCAACGCUGCGCCCCAUUGUUUUCUUCAGCGACUCCGCGUCCGACCGGAGGAGUAUCGGCUUCAGAUGCCUCAGCCGGUAGAGCGUCGACUUGACGUCGGUAAGAUCGGAUAUCAGGCGCUCCACGCAGAGCAUGAGUUUGGGGUCUUGCGGAGUGAGGCGAUAGCUCUUCAGCCGCGGAAUGCCGUUGACGAACUUCCUCAUUUCGCUCACCUCGCGGAUGCUUAGAGUGAU
Sesamum indicum (sesame) is the source of this 2631-nucleotide messenger RNA. RefSeq names its product protein AAL-toxin resistant 7. NCBI's taxonomy places the organism in Eukaryota, Viridiplantae, Streptophyta, Magnoliopsida, Lamiales, Pedaliaceae. The record is from RefSeq and is a predicted model, not a curated record.